Diversispora eburnea is the source of this 177-nucleotide messenger RNA. The record is from the annotation of a GenBank genome assembly. Lineage: Eukaryota; Fungi; Glomeromycota; Glomeromycetes; Diversisporales; Diversisporaceae.
GAAAAGAAAAAGCAGUAGAAUAUGAAGAAAAUAAUGUUGAAAAUGUAGAAACCACUAAUUUUCUAGAUGAAAUUUUUAACAAUAAUUCUCAUGAAAAUGAUUUUUAUGAAAAUGAUUUUUUUGAAAUGAAUUCAUCAACAAGUGAAGAACAAUUACCUAUUGCUUCAACUUCAUCAA